UUUCUGCUGAUUAAAGGUGGAAAUUAUGUCAGAUUUAAUGUCUUUUUCUUUUUUUGAGGAUCCGGACCUGAUUCCGGCCAUUCCUGAGGACGAUUCAACCGCCUGGAAGGAGUUUUUCGUCUCUGAAACAGAUCAACACCUAGCUCCAGAUAUGGAUCUGCGAGCAGGCCAGGGAUCGCCCGAUUCUGGCGUCGAUCUGUUUAAUUUCGACAUUGACAAUGCAUUUAUGAGUGAUAACGAUCCUGUAAUGAAUCCAGAUGAUCUUGAAGAUGAAGUUAAUUUUCUAUUUAAGCCCAAUCUUGCGUCCACAGGGCUUGCAUUGGAUUUCAGUAUUGCAGAUAUAGAUAAUGUGUUCGAAGAUGAACCAGUGAACACACCCUCUCAGUCCUCCACCCCUACAGUGAUCUCCGAAAUUGUAGAGGCUGAUCAAACUGAGCAGACCUCCGAAACUCCUGAUAUUAUUCCAGUUUUAGAAGUAGCGGAGAAAUCAACCGAGAAAAUUCAUACUUACUCCCUCAAAGCUCCCAGGCCUAGUCGUAUCAGAUCCCAGCUGUCUGCAAGAAAUUGCCGAUCUCGUAUGUCCGCUAAGAAACGGAAAAUGUAUGAGCUUAACGACCCCCUGCCUGACCCAGACGCAGAGAAAUGCCGACUUAAUGCUAUUAACGCUAAGAAGAACCGUGAGCGGAAGAAGCGUGAGCUGGAGGCAGCUGAGAAGGAAAUUUAUAGAUUGAGGAAUGAGAAUUCCGAAUUAAGGAACGAGGCUGAGAAUGCUCGUGAGGAGCUAGAUGAGGCUAGGAAUGAGUUAGAACAGAUGAAAGCUCAACUUAAAUUGGCGGGGUUUCCAGUAGACGAACCAGAAGAAUAAUUACAGGCGAACUGCUAGUAAAUGUCAGGGUGCAUUGCCUCUAGUCAUGCACGCACGGAGUCUUGUCUGCAGAAUCCAGUGCAGCAGAAACUAUGGACACGUCGUCUGCUCCGACCAUCCUAGGUUAAAAGUAUUCAUUCUUUUAGUAAUUAUUUGUGGGGAAUUAUUUAAUUAUAUGUGAACAAUUCAUUCAGUUAAUCAUAAACCAUUUUUGUUUUUAAAUAAAGAUUUAUAUAUUGUCAAA
Messenger RNA from Eurytemora carolleeae, 1109 nucleotides. RefSeq lists its product as uncharacterized. The coding region runs from base 26 to 865 and encodes 279 amino acids. Lineage: Eukaryota; Metazoa; Arthropoda; Copepoda; Calanoida; Temoridae. Gene Ontology annotation, biological process: regulation of DNA-templated transcription. The transcript has 4 exons. The record is from RefSeq and is a predicted model, not a curated record. Gene Ontology annotation, molecular function: DNA-binding transcription factor activity.